This is a messenger RNA of Lactuca virosa, 318 nucleotides long. Lineage: Eukaryota; Viridiplantae; Streptophyta; Magnoliopsida; Asterales; Asteraceae. The record is from the annotation of a GenBank genome assembly.
AUGGAGAAUUUCCAAACCACCUUUAACUCAAAUACCACGGCGGCCAAUGAAUCUCUAAAAAGUAUGGGUUCUCUCUUUAAAUCUGAGAAGGCUAAAUUACAAGAAAUUCAUACUGGUCUGAAAACUGACCAUGAAGCAUUCCAAACCUCCAUCUCCUCUCAAAUUACCAAGCUUCAAGACGAACUGGCAAUGGCGAGUAAAACCAAGGACUCUCUUGCCCUCAAGACGGAAGAAGUAACGGUGUUAAGUGCUAAACUGGAAGCUUCAAAGAAACCGGUUAACGAUUUGCUAUCUGAGAAAGCUUUCAUGCGAAGCUGA